Molecule: messenger RNA, 1782 nt
Organism: Fulvia fulva
Lineage: Eukaryota; Fungi; Ascomycota; Dothideomycetes; Mycosphaerellales; Mycosphaerellaceae
Exons: 2
Coding region: 1-1782 (593 amino acids)
Cellular component (GO): cytoplasm
Molecular function (GO): guanyl-nucleotide exchange factor activity
Source: RefSeq, a predicted model, not a curated record
AUGGCACAGAUCAAGUACAUCAAGAAGACCAAGACAUCGACAGAAACAGACGCGACCAUGGCCCCAAAGAGAGCGACCAGAGGCGCGUCAGAAGCCGCAAAACCAAAGGCCAACACCAAGGCCAAAGUCACCAAGCCUGCCCCAGCACCGAAGACCAAGACAGCGGCGUCGAAAGCGAACGGCACAGCCAAGCCAGCAGCACGAGGACGCGCCACAAAGUCGAAAAAGGAAGACGCAGCUGAGACUGAUGGAGAGACUGAGACAAAAAAGCCCAAGGCCACCAAAGGCACAACAGCUACAAAGAAAGCUCCAGCAAAGAAGGUCGCCGCAGCGACCAACGGCACGACCGCUCCGGCGAAGGCGUCGCGAAAGCGCAAGGCAGACGACGACGAAGCGGCCGCGGCGCCUGUGAAGAAAGUGAAGACACUCACAAAAGGCCCCAUCCUCAUCGAACCACCCACUCAGCGCCUCAAUGUAUACGUUUUCGGCGAAGGAACUGCAGGCGAACUCGCACUUGGCACAGCAAAGAACGCGGUGGACGUCAAGCGACCACGACUCAACCCGAACCUCAGCGCACAAACAGUUGGCGUGACACAGAUUGCUGCGGGUGGCAUGCACGCGAUCGCGAUUACACACGAUAACAAGAUCCUCACAUGGGGUGUCAACGAUCAGGGCACGCUCGGACGAGACACUGAGUGGGAUGGCGGUCUCAAAGAUAUGGACGAGAAUGCUUCAGACAGCGAUGAAGAUGAAGCAGAGGACAACGGCCUCAAUCCGAAGGAGUGUACACCAGGAGAGGUCGACUGGUCGAAGACAGACGUGGCAGAAGGCACACGGUUCGUGCAGGUCGCUGCUGGCGACUCGUCUUCUUUUGUCCUCACAGACGACGGCAAAGUCUACGGCUGGGGCACAUUCCGCAGCAACGACGGCAUUUUCGGCUUCAUCGAAGGAGUCAAGGUCGCUACACGACCAGUCCUCAUCCCAGCACUCAAGAACAUUACAGACAUCAAGGCUGGCGCAAACCACGCGCUGGCAAUGGACACGAAGGGUGCAGUCUUCGCGUGGGGCUCAGGUCAGCAGAACCAACUCGGCCGUCGUAUCAUAGAACGUACGAAGGAGAAGGCUUUGACACCUACCGAGUUCGGUCUGCCCAAGGGACCCAAGAAGGGCAUCUCCUCGAUCGAGACUGGCAGCUACCACAGCUUUGCCAUCGCAAAGACAGGCGAAGUGUGGGCAUGGGGAUUGAACAACUUUGGUGAGACAGGCAUCAUGGACAAUGCCGGCCAAGACGACGCCGUCAUCAUCAACCCGAAGGUUGUCACAGCACUGAACGGAAAAAACAUCACCAGCAUCAAAGGCGGAGGACACCACAGUCUCGCAGCCACUGCAAGCGGCGAAUGCCUCAUCUGGGGCCGCAUCGACGGCUCCCAAACCGGCAUCGCAGAAGAAGACAUCGCCAAGCUCCCAGCUGAGUCCGUCAUCAAGGACGAACAAGGACGUCCACGCAUUCUCGCCGCACCGCAGAAGGUCAGCGCUAUCCAGGGAGAAGUCACACACGUCACGACAAGCUCCGACCACAACAUCGUCCUCACCAAGGACGGCAAAUCAUGGUCAUGGGGAUUCUCGGCCAACUACCAGACUGGCCUUGGAACGGAUGACGAUGUUCCUGUUGCGACUAUGAUUGAUAACACGGCGGUGAAGGAGCAGAAACUGAAUUAUGCGACGACGGGAGGACAGUUUAGCAUUCUCACGUCGCCGGCGGCGGAUGUGAAGGAUGCAUAA